This is a messenger RNA of Striga hermonthica, 639 nucleotides long. The record is from the annotation of a GenBank genome assembly. Lineage: Eukaryota; Viridiplantae; Streptophyta; Magnoliopsida; Lamiales; Orobanchaceae.
AUGCAACGUGUUCAGAAGCAGAUAAUGUAUAAGGAGUGGGAAUUGCUGAUCCCUCAUCCAAGGGAUAUAAAUGUGAAGGUGCAAAACAGUAACGACAACAACAAAGAGAAAUGCACGAUAAGUGACAUCAAGAAAACGCUGACGAAGGAGCAAUUGGAAGCUUUUAGAAUGUCAGCUUUUGGGAAGUUCCUUGAUCUCCCACAUUGUAUUUUCCAGAACCAGCUCGUAAACUACAUACUUUUACGAGAGGUUCAUCAAAGUAGGACAUAUGAGAUCUGGUUCGACUUCGGAGGGAAAUUCCUCCGAUUUGGUAUAGAGGAAUUUGCUUUCGUGACUGGUUUGAAGUGCACUGGACUUAGUAAGAAAAUGAACAUUCCAAAGAUUGCCAAUGGUCUGUGUGACAAGUAUUUUGCUGGUCUUGAAUUAACUCGGAGCCACAUUAGGUGGCAGUUUAUGAAAAAAUUGUGGGCGAGCGAUGAAGAUGCUGUGAAAUUUGCUAAGUUGCAUUUUUUAGCAAAUUUCCUCAUGGCCUCUCAAGAUGCCCUUCGCAUAGACCACUGUUUUGUUGACAUGGCAGUCCAGAGUGUGAUGAUUACUCAUGGGGAACCGCUGUCUUUCAGUUUACCCUACAGUAACUGA